Molecule: messenger RNA, 285 nt
Organism: Malassezia restricta
Lineage: Eukaryota; Fungi; Basidiomycota; Malasseziomycetes; Malasseziales; Malasseziaceae
Exons: 1
Coding region: 1-285 (94 amino acids)
Source: RefSeq, a predicted model, not a curated record
AUGGACGGCAGCCUGCCGAUUUUCGCCAUGUGCUGGCCGUGCUGCGACCUGUGGUUUCCGUGCGGCCAGUCGUGCGAAUGUCUCGACUGCUGUGGGACGGUGCACUGCUGCAACGGGGCGUGGCAGGGCAAGCGCUCGCAGCUUCCCUUUGACGACUACCGACUUGAGGCCCAGGAGCGCGCUGCGCAGGAGGGAGCGCGGCACGACCAGCCAGGGGGGACGAGCGCUACGUACCCCAGCACGCCGCCCAUGUCUAUUCCCUCUACACCGCCGCCUGCGUACUAG